GUUACGUCAUCACUGUGUGACUGUUGUUUACAGUUGCAUGGCAUGCAGUUGUAGGCAGUUUCCCCCUGUUGUCCGGUCACUGCUGGAGGAUGACCAUGGACAUGACGUUCCUCGGGACGGGCUCGGCCUACCCCUCCCCUCACCGCGGGGCCUCGGCUCUGGUGCUGCGGUCAGAGGGGGACUGCUGGCUGUUCGACUGCGGGGAGGGGACGCAGACCCAGCUGAUGAAGAGCCAGCUCCGAGCCGGUCGGAUCACCAAGGUUUUCAUCUCUCACCUGCACGGGGACCACCUGUUCGGUCUGCCUGGUCUCCUUUGCACUGUGAGCCUCAACACCAACCCCGAGCAGCAAAACCUGAACUGUGUGGACAUCUACGGACCCCGGGGCCUCCGGCACUUUUUAAGGGUGACACUGGGACUCACAGGAUCACAGCUGCUUUUCCCUUAUGCAGUACAUGAGCUGGAGCCCACAGCUGAGCAGAGUCCAGAGGAGGGACAGCUCAGCCUGGAGAUGACAGCGGAGAGCUGUCCUCUGCACCCACAGGAGCAGCCGGGCAGGACCAUCUCGCUGGAUGUCUCCACUGACUCGUACUUCCUCUUUGAAGACAAGAAGUUUGUGGUCAAGGCCUUCAGGUUGUUCCACCGCAUCCCCUCCUUUGGUUUUUGCAUUCAGGAGCAUGAUCGACCGGGAAGACUGAAGACGGAACUCCUAAAGGAACUAGGUGUGAAGCCAGGGCCUCAUUACGGGCGUCUGAAAGCUGGUGAGGCUGUAACCAUGGAGAACGGGCGUGUCAUUCUGCCUCAAGAGGUGCUGGAAGGAAACAUUCCUGGGAGGAAAGUUUGCAUUUUCGGGGACUGCAGCUCAGUGCUUGGUGACGGAGCACUGCUGUUGUGCAAGGGAGCGGACAUUCUGGUCCACGAGGCCACGCUCGGGGACGAGCACCGAGAGAAGGCCGUGGACCACGGACACAGUACUCCUGGGAUGGCAGCAGCAGUGGCUCGGGCGUGCUGUGUGCAGAGGCUGGUGCUGUACCACUUCAGCCAGAGGUACAAACCCUGCUCUCUGCAGAAGGAAGGGGACGAGGACGAAGUCUCAGAGCUCAAGAGACAGGCGGAAGACGCUCUACAGGACACUGGUGUGGAAGUGACCCUGGCUGAGGACUUUCUUACUAUUCCCAUUCCUGUCAGAAGACCAUCAACUACUAAUUGAGAAACUAAUUAACGUACAUUUUUAUAUUGAUUAUCUCCGCUCAAGGCACUAACUAGCUUCAACAGAAUAUGCAGUUUGGUCCUGAGACUGGAGACGAUCACUUUUUGGGUGAUUUUGAAUCUUCUUUCAACCAAUUCACACGGCUUACAUCCAAUGUACUGUUGCUCAGAAAACUAUAUCAUACUGUCAAUAUCAGUUUGGAACUCUUUACAGAAACAAUCCUUCCUUAUUGGUGAAACCUCCUUGGAAUAUUAAAGAACAAGCAAUCAUCUUUUAACUUUUUCCAGAGCUUUAUUUCUGGAUCUGUACACAAGGUAUUAAAGUACAACAGAAAAUACAAAAUAAUGUUUAACAAAAAAAAAAAAAAAAACUCAAUGUUU
Molecule: messenger RNA, 1588 nt
Organism: Trematomus bernacchii (emerald rockcod)
Lineage: Eukaryota; Metazoa; Chordata; Actinopteri; Perciformes; Nototheniidae
Gene: elac1
Product: elaC ribonuclease Z 1
Exons: 5
Coding region: 90-1208 (372 amino acids)
Cellular component (GO): nucleus
Molecular function (GO): 3'-tRNA processing endoribonuclease activity
Source: RefSeq, a predicted model, not a curated record